This is a messenger RNA of Scatophagus argus, 5313 nucleotides long. RefSeq names its product KN motif and ankyrin repeat domain-containing protein 1-like. The coding region runs from base 594 to 4442 and encodes 1282 amino acids. The transcript has 12 exons. Gene Ontology annotation, cellular component: cytoskeleton; cytoplasm. Gene Ontology annotation, biological process: negative regulation of actin filament polymerization. Gene Ontology annotation, molecular function: protein binding. NCBI's taxonomy places the organism in Eukaryota, Metazoa, Chordata, Actinopteri, Scatophagidae. The record is from RefSeq and is a predicted model, not a curated record.
ACCGCAUUCCAAACAGCAAAUAAAUACCAGCAGUUCGUGUUAACAUAAAAUAAAUUCUAAAGAAAAUAUAAUUGUCGAUGCAGGCUGUGGAUGGUCAUCACAUCCCCUUCUCUUGUAGAGGAGCCUGCAGAAAGUUUUAAAAGGAUGCUUCAGACUGAAUAGAGACAAAAACUAUGUAGUCGUUAGGCCUUGCAAUCGAUGCAAUAGAAGAACAGACCUCAUCAAUAUUUUACAGAAGACCGUUCAUCACCUGACUGACUCGCACGAACACCCGCUGUGCAUGUUGACGGCUCUCUGCACAUGCGCAGUGGCUGUCCUACUCCUGCACAGUAAAAACUUCUCUCUUUACAGGAAUGGCGUUUCACAAGCAAAAAAAAAAAAAGAUGAAACUAUUGCCGUAACGGGAGAAAAGACAAUCGCGCAUGUCUAAAAAAUUCCAUUGGACCUUUUCCAACUGAUGAGGCUACUGUGUCACUUUAUUCUUAACUUCUACAUCACUCGGAUUUCGGCCUCUCCUGCACAGACCAAUUCAAACUCCUAACUGGAUACAUAAGGAGGGAUUGUUUCAUUAUUGAUACUUUGUGAAUCAUGUCAUGGCUCAGGGCAGUUACAUCUCAAGAAAUGUAUCAGGUCAACUCGCUGAAGAGUGCAUUUCUUACUACUUGGGGAAUAACUACAAUUAUCAGUCGGAUGUGGACUACCUCAAGUGUGUGGACAAUUUUCAACACAGCACCACCAUUAAGCGAUUAAAUCUUAAGAGGAGGCCCAGAGUGGCCAUCAAUAAUGCGGACAAAACACAUGGUGACAUUUCAUCCAGCCAGUGGCAUUCUGCAGAAUCCUUGCCAUCAUCUUGCAAUGAUGAUACACGACUACUGGGUAUGUCUUCUACAACCAGAGGUCGACCUCCUUUACCUCCACCACAUGGUUCCUCAUUGGAUAGCAAAUCGUCUAGGAAUGAAGGAUCAGCAAUGUCUCCCACCCUUACUGAGUCAAAGCCUCAGCCUGCUGCACGAUCUCUUGUCUUGCACAGACAAAGCCCCGAGACCCAUAAACACUUGGAUCAGGAGGUGGCGAACCAGCCUCCACCUCAGCCCCAACCCCGUCGACGACUGGCCAGCUUUGGAGGGGUAAGCUCCCCUGGGUCAGUUUCCCCCUUUACUGGCUUGAGUGCAUAUAAUCAGAAUAACAAUGGGAACAAGCCCACUGGCACAGGAGCUGAUGUGCAGGUCCACCUUGGUUCAUCCCUGGGCAGUAGAGGCAGCACAGGAUCCCUUAGACAAAGCCCACAAAGUUCUGGUAGAUCCACUCCAGUUACAAGUCUUGGCUCUGUGCACCUUCAACAUGUCCGUGACCAAAUGGUUGUAGCUCUGCAGAGGCUGAAGGAUCUAGAAGAGCAAGUGAAAAUCAUCCCCAUUCUCCAGGUCAAAGUUUCAGUCCUUCAGGAGGAAAAGAGGCAACUGGUAUCUCAGCUCAAGAACCAGAGAGACAACAAGGACAUAAAUGAUGUCAUCCUGAAUAGAGCAGAUAGCAUGGAAAGGUCUGACAACAAGAUAAAUGAAGAAGGACUUGAGGGCAUAGUGAGAAGUGACGACACUGACCUCCGGGAGUUCAGGCAACUGUCUGGUGAGAUGCAGGUAUUGGAAAGAACUAUCAAGGAUGGACAUUUGCAAGCAUGGCAUGGAAAAGAUCAUAGCCCACUGCGUGACAAGACAAUCAAGUCAGUCACAGGGGGUACUGAUAAAGUUAGAGAUAUUACAAUGUGUAAGCCAUUAAAAGAAAACAAAUAUGUGUACACUGAUCAAGUAGAGGUGAGGUCCAUUGCAACAGAAGUGUCUGAAGUUAAUCUUGGAAUUUACAGACAAAGGGAAGCAGAGCUUGAUGCCCAGCAACUAGUAAUUGGUACCUUGAAGGAGAGAAUUUGCCACUUAGAAGCAGAGUUGAAAGAAUCAGCUCUCCAGACAGAGAUGAGCCGUCUAAAACUGGAGCUUCAGGCUGCUGGUGCUAGGAAUCGAACUGAUAAAGCCUCAUUUGCUAGGCCAUCCACUGUGAGCACAGGCAUCGAUGCAAGGCCUCAAACCACAAGCAAAGGAGUGGGUAAUCACACAGAGUUCCGAGAUGCCAGCACAGGGGAGGCAACAGAGGUGAAGAAUGUGGGCAUAUCUUGUUGUGUACCUGAGCUGAAGGAUGUUUGCACAGGACCAGAGGUACCCAUGAGCCACUGGGAGGUCAGGGAGCGAGUGGAGACCUUAGAAAAGGGUGUGGGGAACCAUGUUUUCACAAACACACAAGGAGUUGGGAUGGAAAUAAGGUUACGUGAUGCAGAAACCAACACAGAGGCACCAGUAGAGAAUCUAGGGUCUAAGAAAGGAAAGGUCAGUUAUAAUUCGGUGGCUUGUGGGGACUGUUCUAUUGAUGUGAUCAUCUACGAGGCAAAGGAAGUGGUUUCUCAAAGUAUUGCCACAGAUCAAGUCAGAGGAGUGGAUCUUGGAAUCAUGGCAUCACCCCAGACAGCUUCUCAGCGUACCAACACUGUAUCCAGUUCAGUGUCUCGCUUUACCAACACCAGACAUGCCUUCAACACAGACUCCAGCACUAACACUGUCCUAAAUACCAAAGACAAGCACACAAACACCACUCAGACUGUUACCAGGACAGUGUCAGCAGGCAACAGGGUCCAAGAUAUGAAAUGCACUCCAGAGACCUGCACAGUUGGUGUAGGAACUGGAAAUCUGCAAAGUGUCAUAAAGCAAACACUAGGGUCAGUCCGCAAGGUAACUAGAGACACUGGUGUAGGAUUCACCAACAUUAACGAGAAUUUCCUGGUUGGGCUGAAAACCCGUAAUAUGGCCUCUGGACCAUCCCAUCUGCCAGACCCAAUCAAGACAAGGAGCAUCGGUGUAGGUGAGGGGAGGAUACGGAAUUUGUCCGUUUCAUCCAGUAAACCUGGUCAGAUGUUCCAGCAACCUGUACAGUCCCAGUGGGAUCCCGAGCUGAACCAUUACAUAGAGAAGAUGCAUAGGCUUCUCAAGGAGCAUGGGGACCUGCUCACAGAGGACUACACUCCCCAGAGGGACGGGAUCAUCCUGCAGCAUAGUAAUCAAGAAGCCAGCUCCAAACUGUCCUGUAAUAACAGAGCUGCAGCACAAGGAGGAACAGAAGUACUUCCUUUAGACGCUCAUUCAGCAGUCAGCAGAGAGUUUCAGCCUCCAUCUCAGUAUCAUGCUGAUUCUUUCAAGUGUGACAAAGCAAACCCAGGAAUGUGCCAACAGGGUGGCAGUGAUUCAGAGGUCAAAAGAAUGAUACAGAUGUUAGAACAACAGGCAUCAACAGCUCUGCAAGACAGGUCAACUAACGCCGGUGUGCUUCAAUCUGUGACGAAGAAACAGAAUAGUGACCAGGGCUGUGGCAGCAACAGGAAGAGCAUGAAGUUUUUGAGGGUGACCACAGGAUUGGACCCCAUGUUGUCUUAUGAGUUCUCCUCCAGUGAAAAGGCUCACUCUGAGGAAGUAGAAAGAAGAGGAAACAAAAAAAUCAGGGAAGCUUCUCAAGAUGGAACGCAAGUCAGAAAGGUCAAAGGUGGCUCCAACAAGGGCUCGAAAGGGUCUGCAAGAUCACAUAUACAACAGAGAUGCAAGUUAAGUGAAAAGAUGUUUUCUGCUUGUCAAGCCUUAAAGAUGCAUCUGAGUGAUGAGACAAAUCUAUCCAGCAGAGAGCUGAACGACUGUCUCCAAACACUCCGGCAGGAAUGGUUCUCUGUGUCCAGCCACAAGUCAGCGGCCCCCGACACAGUGGAGGACUACUUGUCUGCUUUUCGGGUCAUUUCACCGUCAGUAUUACAGCAUAUAGCUAAUAUGGCUGAUGGCAAUGGAAAUACAGCUUUGCACUACAGCGUGUCUCACUCCAAUUUUGGCAUUGUCAAGAAAUUGCUUGAUGCAGAGGUGUGUAACGUGAAUCAACAGAACAAAGCAGGUUACACUCCCAUCAUGCUGGCUGCGCUUGCAGCUGUGGAAAGUCCCGAGGAUAUGAGAGUUGUGGAGCAGCUCUUCACAAAAGGAGACGUCAAUGCCAAGGCCAGCCAGGCUGGUCAGACAGCUCUGAUGCUGGCUGUGAGCCACGGCAGGAUGGACAUGGUGCAGGCGCUCUUGGCACGUGGGGCAGAGGUCAACCUCCAGGAUGACGAGGGCUCCACGGCGCUGAUGUGUGCAAGCGAGCACGGCCACGCUGAUAUUGUUAGACUGCUGUUGGCCCAACCAGACUGCGAUGCCACCCUGACUGACAGUGAUGAAAGCACAGCUCUGUCCAUUGCACUGGAGGCAGGACAUAACGACAUUGCAGUGCUCCUUUACGCCCGUGCUAACUUCUCCAAAGGACAGACUGGGGCAGCUGCUCGUCACAGUGGCAAGUGUCUCUCCUCAUCUGCGGGCAGAAAUUUCUUUGAAUGAGAUGAUGCCCCUGAGCCCUUAACAAAGGGGUCAAUUUUAAGUCAACUUCAUAUGUAUAGAUGGAAACCAAGUCAGGCUGAUUCUUUUUACUACCUGACAGAAUGCUCCUUUCAUUGACAGUUAACUUCCAAGGGCAGCAUGUAAAGAACUAAAUAUAUAGUGUGUACUUUCCUGUAAAUCAGUAGGUGAUAUACUGUAUGCAUAGCAGAGUGUAUUAAGAGGUGAUAGUUAAUGUAUCCUACGAUUGUCUAUUAUAUACUAACUCUUUGAAGUUUCUUUAACCAUUUUCUCUUUUUUCAAACGAUAUUUAUGAUUGCAAAAGGAAAUGAGAACAUACAGUAGAGUAUAUAGUACAGUAGCAUCCAACCCAAUAAAGAAAAUAAAGAUAAAGAAAUAGCUCACAGAUUGCCAAGCUUGAUUUUGUUAAUUAUUCUGAAAAAUAAAAUAAAUUCUUCAUCCAUAUGUUAUUGUAUACUACUGUCAUAGAAGAGUCAAGAAAUAUAAUAAACAUUUGAAAAAUGUUUCACGUUGACAUUUGAUCCAAUACCAGAGCUACAGCUACAUGCAGUUACAAACUGGAGCAGGACUUUUGUUUCUAAGCUUCAUGGGAGAUGGUGUUUUUGUAAAGUUAAACCAUUCUUGUGUUGGUUUGAUGAACAUGAAGCUGGCUCUGUUGUUUUGUACAGAUUAGACAAAUGAGAUGUUCAUCAGCUUAAGAGGUGCUAGACAGCAGAUUUCACUUCUGCCUUUGGUCAGAGCCAGGCUAACUGUUUGUUUCCCUGUUUCCAGUCUUUAAAAAUAAAAAAAUAAAGUGAAAAAAUGACCUCAAUACUUUUUGUACUGGUUCAGCGUCUGUUUCUUUGCCACGUCC